CAAAACUUGUAAGACUCUUCAAAAUGUUCCAAACACAGUAACACUGAAACACUCUCCAAAAGCAUUUUUUUUUUUUUGCAUGAGAUAAAGAGAUAACUUUUAUUAUGUUAUUUUUCUUCUUUAAGGGGGGCAGUGGUGACGGUCCACUUUUUUGUCUUUCCAUUGGGACAUCAGAUGAAACUUCAAGCACUGACAGCAUGGAUGUUGGUGAAGAGAGCGAUGUGAAUGGUAAGUUCAGCUUUGCAUUGUCUCUGUGGAAUAGAACAGCUAUGAAUAUAUGAUGUGGCACUUUCCCUGUGACCGUAAGUAAAAGGGGAUUAAAUUGGUAAAUUAAUCAUUUUAGACACAGCAAAUGGUAAAAAUUACUUGAUGUGAAAACCACUGCUGUGUUUUUAGAUUUUUCACAUUUUGGAGAUAAACCAAAAGUAUGUCCCAUGGUGUGACUAAAGCCAGCAUGACUUAGUGGAUGACAACUUUGAUAAAAACAAAAUAUCAAAUUUGCUGAUAAACAUUUUUGGCAUAUUUGUACAAAAGUUUCCCUUAGAAAAUGACAUUCAAACUUUUACAUUCAUACAUUUUUUAAUCCAUAGAAACAGUUUACCAAAAUCAAUGUUGUGUGACACCAUAUUGAUUUUUGUCACUAACAUCUUAGUUAACACUGCUUGGCAGCACCUGUGUCCAAAUGGACUUGGAGCACUUUGUCGCUCUAACUGAUCUUGUUUCUUCUUGUCUUUACAGUCACUAGGACUUGUUGGUUGAUAAUAGAUGGGGUUUUGUCCUUCUGAUCUGCGCUAUGUAUUAAAUCAGUUAUUGCCUGAUACUUUGUUUUUUUGUUUUUUUUUUGAAGAACAUUGUGUCCUUAUACAUUGUUUAUAACAAAAAAAGUUAAUGAACAAUUCUGUGGUCAAACCAAAGAGUAAAACUUAAUUGGUAGGCCAUCAAAACUUUGUGCCUUCUUUGGAGAAAAUUAUCAAUUGCCCUCUUAAACUCUGACAGCAUUAUUUCUUUUCUUAACUCUUUGUUCAUCCUACAAACCUCUCGACUGAGUUUAAAAAGGCCAAAUGAUCAGUAUUUUAUGUCUUUUCAAAUCAUGAUGUAUUUCCAUAAAAAGUUCCAGAUUUUCUGUUAUUUUAUUUUCAGUUAUCAGAUGAGGAGAUAUGUCCUUCAGGGUUACAAUAUUUCUUUUAACUAUUCUUUAACUUAAGUUAUUCAACUGUUUACCUGUUUUAUGAGACAAUUUAUGUAAUAAUUUGAGUUUUUUUCAGUGAUUUGAUCAUUUUUUAGUAAACGACUAUCAUAUCGUAAUUGAAGUUUUUGUAUAUUUUAAAGGUAAUUUUUUUUAAUGGUCUGAAGAAAGUUCCUUUAAUUUCCCCCUCUGUCAGCCUAUUUGUCUAAUAAGGGCCCGAACCAACACUGCAAACAGCAGGCGAGAGCCCUAUUGAAAUUGUAGGAAUUAUUUAUUAGUAUUAACUUUAAAAGUUUUUCAACUUGAAAAUCCCCUAGACGGGCUCAAAAGCUCAUGAAAUCUGGCACGCAGCUCGGACCAGCAAAAAUUUGCAUAUUUCACUGGGCCCCUACAUGGAGGAGAAAAAAUUGCUCUCUAGCCCACCCUACAGUUUUCAUGCUCGUGGAGUUUCCUGUAUAACCCCUUACACUGGUUCCAUCUCCACCAGAUUUUAGUCAUUUGAUAAUGCUCCGGACAAUUUGACACCAAACUUACAUCUAUUUGUUGUAGCGCCACCUGGCGGCAGAGAGGAAUCAAUUUUUUGGCUAAUGGCCUGUCACUCCUUCUUUAAUAAUGGGAUGCAGCUGAGAUUUGUUCACGGCAAGAAAAUCAGCACCAUGUUUCGCUAAACUGCGCCUAGGUGGCGCUAUGAAAUGUCUAAAAAAAAGUAGCAAUCUGUCAUAUUGCUAUAGAAAUGCACAGCCACAUAAAAUAUGGUACACAGAUCCGGAGUCAAAAUAGAGAUCCAACUAAUAUUGGCUUCAUAGCGCCCCCUAUAAAAUUUCAAAAAUUAAGCCACUCCUCUAUGUGUUACCUACAGCUAUGGAAUCUGGGACACUAAUGUUGAACUUAAAGACGAACGAAAAAGCCUCUUGGACCCAUGGGCCAUGUCCAACCAGAGGUUGGCCAUUUUGGUUUGAAAAUUGGUGUUUUGAGAUUUUUCAUCCUCUUUUUAAGGUGUUUUCAAAAACUUUUAAUUUGAUUCAGAAAUGAAGGUCUUAUAGAAACACAACGUCUUGAUACAUUUUUUUGAUGACUUGGAACUUUUCAUUUCACACCCUCCCUCCACCUAUUGCCAUUCCAGGUGAAUAUGGUGACUUAGUUUUCUACGUUUUUAAAUAAAACGAUAUAAAAAGGUGUUUUUUUUCAGAGCACAUAGCUGCUUCAUGGCCAGGGCAAACCAAAGAAGAGAAUCAGUGUGCAAGAGAUGACACAAGCAACAAAAACAAAUAAACAAACUUGAUAAAAACAAAAGACCGACACAUACCCUGUGGAACUUUAUAUUUUUUUACCUUCUUGUAAGCCAACAAAACAAAACUAGUAAUUUAAAUGGUGCACUACAAAACUAAGCAUAGUAAUAAUUAGGCAAGUCAUACACUCUUUAGACAAAAAUGAUUCUGACUGAACUACAUACAAACCUCAAUUCCAUUGAACAACGUUGUGUAAAAUGUGAAUAAAAACAAUGUACAGAGUACUAUACCUGCCUGCCAGCAGUCCAGACCUAUCUCCCAUUUUUUUGAAGCACAAAAUGACAACAACAGAGACCACAGACCAUUGAGCAACUGUAUUAGAUACUGAAAUGAUCAAAGACUGAUUUGAAAUAACAAAAAUGUUUAUUCCCACAGAGAGACAACUGGAGAAGCUGUUGAAGGACAUGAAACUUGAGCACCUCUACCAAGAGAAGCUGUCCCUCAGCAGAAUACUCCAGAUUGAUGAGAAGACCAUCACUGAUGAACCUAACGAGUGUAAUUCAGAUCUUCUAUGGUAUUUUCUAAAGAAACUGAUGAUGGUUAAUGUGACAGCUAGAAAUGUGAAAUUCGCAUCAACAUCUGAAUCAGCCUAUGCUGCUCUCAUGGAUGGAACAGUGCAAGAUUUAGUUGGACUGUUAAAAGGUCUGCAAUCAAAUGACACACUGAAUCCCCUUGACAUUAUCACUGCUCUGUUUCUGUGUUCUGAUAGUUUUGUUCAGCAAGAAAUAGUUCUCAAAAUGUCCAUGUGUCAGUUCGCUGUGCCUCUGCUGCUUCCUAACUGUGACACAAAGCAGUGCACACUCAUGCUCUGGGCCAUGAGAGACAUAGUUAAAAGUUACACACCUUCAUUGCUCUCAGAGUCCAGGGGCUUUGUUGAAGACAGAAUUGUUGUCUCUAAACUUCCAAUGGUUUCUUUUGUGAGACUGGGUGAGUGCUCCUUGUCCAAGUCAGAGAUCCUUAACAAACUUCUGAGCAACUCCCAGCAGUACCAUGACACCUUUGUUCACCGUAACAUGGAGAAUGGUAACUGCCCAAGACAGAUAUCCAAUGGAUUGACUGAGAUUUCCUGGUACCUACCCUGUGGGAACAAAAACAUGGAUGUUUUCAGUGUGCCGGUGGCUGUAGCUAACCUUCGAGGGAAUGUCACUUCUUUUGAAACUCAGUUCUCUUUUUUGUGUGAGACAUCUGCAGCAGUUUUUGUGUUCUUUGACAGUCUAGACUCUGAGUGCAAGCUGCUUUCAAACCUGGACCACAACAAGGCACAGAUCUUCUUAGUUGGUAACCAUCAAAGCCAGCGAUUCAAUAUGGAUGCUGUGGAAAAGGUUGCAAACAAGAUGACUGAAACUAAAAUCCUGCUGAAGACUUCUCAAAUUAAUGAUGCAGACUUCAUAAAGAUUCUGCAUCAAACACUCAGCAACGUAGUCGAGAACCCUAAGACAAAGAUAAGAAUUGAAGAGAUGGCAGACAUUGCCCGUAAAUUGAAAAUCCAGGGUGAUGAGGACUGUGAAAAGUGCCAGGAAGCAAAGAAAAAUGCGAAUGCUGCCACUGAAAAAAUUGAAGAUAUCCUGAAAUACAAAGAAGCUCAGCUGCCAUUGCAAGGUGAAACAUGGAAGGAACUUUCCUGCUUAGAGAAGGAAGAGUUUCGGCUUCGAAAAGUUGGGUCUAAAAACAUAGAAAAGUACAAAAGUGAUCUUCGGAAACAGAAAGCACAGCUUCGGAAAAAACAGAACUCCUGCAAUACAUCUGAUGCAAUGAAACGUUUCUUCACCGCAAUCUCAGGUUCAGAUAUUGAAAGGCAUUACUUCCUGAAAUGGAUGCAAAUGAAUCUUGAUAAUCUGUCCCGAGAGAAACUAUCUGAACUCAGAGAGGCUUACAAAAACAAAAAUAAGAGCCCUGAAAACAAGGAGGAAAUCAAAGAAAUUGACAGACAACUUUCCAGCAGCUCACUUGGGAUUGAACACUUCUUCCGUGAAAUGGGUCAGAUCUAUGAAGCUUCAGUCUCUCUUCCAGAAACAGAUGAGUCACGUCAACAGUUAGAGCAUCUUCCCAGACUAUGUGCAGAGUUGUUGCUCGAUGGAUUUCCAGUGGAGCUUGUAGAUGGUGAUGUGUCUAACAUACCUCUCAGAUGGGUGACUGAUGUUCUGUCUGAGCUCAAUGGCUUGGUGUCUCCUAAAAACAAGAUACUGGUAGUCACAGUUCUUGGAGUUCAAAGUACAGGGAAGUCUACACUCCUCAACACCAUGUUUGGAGUUCAGUUUGCAGUUAGCACUGGUCGAUGCACUCGAGGUGCUUUCAUGUUGCUCAUAAAAGUGAAUGAAGAUGUAAAAAAAAAGCUGAACUGUGACUUCUUGAUGAUCAUCGACACUGAGGGCUUGAAGUCACCAGAGCUUUCAAAACUAGACAACAGCUAUGAACAUGACAAUGAGCUUGCAACUCUCGUGGUGGGGUUAAGUGAUAUUACUCUUGUCAAUCUUGCAAUGGAGAAUGCAGUAGAAAUGAAGGACAUCCUACAGAUAGUGGUUCAUGCGUUCCUGAGGAUGAAGGAGGUGGGCAAAAAACCGAAGUGUCUCUUUGUUCAUCAGAAUGUGGCCGAUAGAUCAGCCUCUGGAAAGAACCUGCGAGAAAGAGAACUGCUCCUGGAGCACCUAAAUGAGAUGACUCAAGCAGCAGCCAAAAUGGAAAAAAAGGACUACAAGAGCUUCACUGAUGUGAUCGAAUACAGUCCAGACACUGGAACCAAGUACAUCCCAGGGCUCUGGAGCGGGAGUCCACCAAUGGCACCAGUUAAUGCAGGGUACAGCGAGGCUGCUUAUGAGCUCAAGAAGAGCAUCUUUGAGAUUCUGGGAAAAAGUGAGACUUCUGCUUACAACAUCUUGGAGUUUUCAAAGUGGAUAACAAACCUGUGGAGAGCUGUCAAGCAUGAAAACUUCAUCUUCAGCUUCAGAAACAGCCUGGUGGCUGAUGCAUACAUGAAGCUCUGCACAGAAUUCAACAAGUGGGAAUGGGAAUUCAAAAUGGAAAUGUACUCAUGGACAAAAAAGGCAGAAACAAAAAUCUCUAACUUUGGCAUGGUGAAAUCUGAGAUGUCUGACAUUGGACAACUUCUCACACAUUUGGAAAGCGAAGCAUGCUCAGAGCUGUCUAAAUGGGAGAAAAAGCUUCUUGACAAUCUGGAAAAGUACUUCAAGCAAACAGGAGGUCAUGUCCAUCUUGUGGAACCAUACAGGGAAGACUUUGCCAACAGUGCAAAGAGCCUUCACCGAAAUAUGGAGAGGUCUGUAAAAAACCAGCUCACCGUUGCAACAGACAUCAGAAAAGGGAUGAUAAAAGUUGACAAAAUCAAGGUGAGCCACACAAAAGAACUGAAAGAGAGAGUGCAAGCAUUGAUUGAAGAAUGCCAUAAAAAAAAAGUUGACAUGACAGACGAAAACUUGGACACAGAAUUCGACAACAUGUGGAGUAAAAUGGUAGAGGAGCAACAUUUUCCAAAACAAAAGGACAUCAAUGUGUUGACAAAAGCAUAUAUCUGUUUACAAAAACACCUAAAACCGAAGGGAAGUCAUGCAUGUGAACUCUUAGAUAAAACAAGACUGGAAGAUUGUGGAAAGGUCCCUUUCAAAAAUGCAUUCGAUGGAAGAGUCAAACAGUGGUUCCACGGUUUGCUUGGGGCUGAAGAUAAGGCACAAAGACUGGCUGAGCAGAUCAUUAACGAUUGCACACAAUUUGUGAGAGAAAAAGAGAACAGAAAAACCGACUACCAUGACACCUUCAUUCAGGAGAUCCUACUCAUGAUCGAUGAGAAGCUGGAAAACAACCAGGAUGUUGAGAUAAAGACAGCCUUUGAGGUUUCUCUGAAACAGCACAUCUGUUCAUUCGCAGCCAGGGAUUUUCAGAAAAUGCAUGAAGAUUUCAUUGACAUGAACGACCCCUACAGAUGUCUCCACCAAAACAAAGAGAGGUUCAGAGUAAAUUUCAAGGAUGAGUUUCAUGAGCUAGACCUCUGCCAGAAAAAAGCAGAAGAGUUCACAGACCACUGCUUGAAACCAGCUGUGGAAGACUUUGUCAAAAGCUCCCUUGGUAUGGAUAUCGUUGGUGUCAUGAAGGAGAAGGUCCAGUUCAGCACCCGAAUGUUCUUCCAGUAUUCAGUCCUACUGGAUUUACUUAAAAGGGAUAACUUCAAGGACUACCUGAGCUAUAUCUGCUCAUAUGAGCAGUUUGUCAGGCAAUGGAUCCUUGAUGAAAUAGAAAAGCUCUUGACCAAUGAGUCUGUGUCAGAGUUUGAGGAGCAACAUCUCAAGUCAAGUAUCAGGAUCUUAACUGCUGCAGUGGACAAAGCUCAAACAAAGGAAGGUGGUAACCUGGAGAAAUUUAUUCAAGACUUCCGUGAAGAACUUGUUGAUACUCUGGUCAUUACUGAGGAUUCUCUCAGUCCUUUCAUGGUCCUGAACAAUGUCAACCACAAACAGUUCGCUCAGGGUCUCAAAGUGUAUGUGACAGACUUGACAGAAACUCUUUCGAAGGAGUUUGAAAACACAGACAUCAAAAUGAAACUUGCAAAUGUUGUCGUAAAACCUCAGGAUGAGCUUUACAAUAAGCUCAUUGGAUGUGGUAAACAGUGUCCAUUCUGCAAAGCACCCUGUGAGGCUGGAGCCGAAGUGCAUAAAGAGCACUUCGCUUCAUCUCAUCGACCAGAGGGUCUGGGCAGAUACAGAUGGACUAAAUCAGAGAAACUUCUCAUUGACAUCUGCACUUCCUCUGUGAACAGUGACAUUAAAUUCCGCUGUAAAGCCACAAAGAAUGAAUACCACCCCUACAAACAGUACAAAGAAAUCUACCCUGACUGGCUAAUUGCACCAGACACAAGCCUUGAGAGUUCAGACUAUUGGAAAUAUGUUCUGAACAGGUUUAACCACAAGUUUGCUAAGGAAUAUGAUGCAAAGCCUGCUGAAAUUCCUGAUGCAUGGAAAGACAUCAAAAAGCAGCAUGCGGAAGAGAGUCUGAAAAGGUCAUUCCAGGUUAAAUGAAACCUUAACGAUAUUUCCCCUCACUGACCUUGAGUAAGUAAACUUCUCCUUUCAUGGAUCCUUUGAGUUAGUUUUUUGAGUGUGAAAGAAGGAAAUCAAAAGAAGUACUAUGCUGAGUAGGGUGACAAAGCUGAAGAUUUUAUUAGCACAUAAGAUACUUUACAACAAAAGCCAAUGCCAACAUGAAGAAAAGCAGUGAAUGACUGUUUUUUUGUUAAUUCUGCAUGACAAAGGAGUUCACUAAGUUUGUUUUGUUUUUGUUUUUUUUAUCAGGAAUAUUUUUGGAGUCAUUGCUCAUGUUUGGACUCAUUUUGAUCUGACUAAAGGUCUUUAGAUUGAUUCAGUGUGCAUUGUAUUUGAAGAGUUUUGUGUGACUAACAGAUUUUAGAGUUUUGCUUCUGUACAUACAGACAAACAGUACUUUAGUGUGUUGAAUAAUGUGUUAUCCUUUAAAGAAUUUUUACAGCUCCAAUCAUUAAGGUAUAUAUCCUCUGUUGUGUUUGAUUGAUUUUGACUUUAUAAAAGAAAAGUAUCUUUUAAUCAGAAACUGUUUUGGACAAUACAGUUUACUGUGUGUUUAUGGGUCUAAGUGUGUAAAGUCAUUUACAGUUGUGAACUUUAAAAGAUUACAUUUAAAAAUGUCAUUUAUUGUGUUAUUUUUACCUUUACAUUUUCAGUUUAUCUGUUAAAUCCAAUAAAAGGCUUACUGGCUGUACUUUCUCAUUUGCAUUAUCAUCAGGUAUUUAGUCCAAUAAGUUAGAAUUUAGACCUUUUUUUCUCUCUUGUUUCAGUGAAAUUUCUUUGUCCUGGCUUUAUUUUUAUUUUAUUUUUAAAAGAUCUUUUUGUGUGUUGCUAAAAUUUGUUCACAACCCAUUCCUGUAAACUGAUUGAAUAAAUUCAUCAUUAAUGUUGUGACUAAA
This is a messenger RNA of Xyrichtys novacula (pearly razorfish), 8419 nucleotides long. The record is from the annotation of a GenBank genome assembly. NCBI's taxonomy places the organism in Eukaryota, Metazoa, Chordata, Actinopteri, Labriformes, Labridae.